AGUUAGAUAUGAAACUUGGAGCUGCUGGGGAGCAACAGACAAGUUUUUGGACGCUAAAAAAAGCCCCUUCGUGCCACUGUGCGGGGUUUGGCGCUUUUGAGAAGGUGAAGAGGAAACGUGGAUGAAGGUGCAACCUCUUGACCCCCCUGGACACCGCUGAGCGUCUCUCACUGUGAUGGAUGCAGAGGUGGGUCUGCAGGAGGAGGACAUGGAGGGGUCGUGGACUUUACUGUCCUGGCUGGCGUCCUGCCUCAUGGUGUUCGGGGGAGCCCUGCCCUAUGUGCCACAGUACCAGGAGAUCCAGAGGAGCAGCAACAGCGAGGGCUUCUCCACCAGAGUCUGCCUGGUGCUGCUCAUAGCCAACAUCCUGCGCAUCUUCUUCUGGAUAGGGAAGCAGUUUGAGCUCACCCUGCUGCUCCAGAGUGUGGUGAUGAUCAUCACCAUGUUUGCCAUGCUUCACCUCUGCUGCACGGUCCAAAACACCAACCGAGUGAGCACCAAGCAACACAGACUUUCAGACUUGGACUUUCGCUACUUCUGGAAGUGGAGCGUGUUCGAGGACUACCUGCUCUUCUGCUUCGGCUUCACUGUGCUGUGUGCACUUAUCACCUUGCUGCUGCUGGACUCUGCUGUGUUUGUGGAGACGCUGGGUUCCCUGGCCGUGAUGUUUGAGGCCAUGCUGGGUCUCCCACAGCUGCUGCAAAACUUCCACAACCGCUCCACCAAAGGCAUGAGUGUGAAGAUGGUGCUUCUGUGGACAGCCGGUGACAUCUUCAAGACCACCUACUUCGUGAUGAACGAAAGCCCGGCUCAGUUCUGGGUUUGCGGUUUGGUCCAGAUCCUAAUCGACGUGGCCAUCCUGCUGCAGGUCCUUUUCUACAGCCAAGACACACGGGUCAAGCUAGGUUGAACGUGACUGUUGCUUUGGGCAAAGUAAAAAUCAGGGCUUCUGUGUGAAUUUCAAUGAGUCUAAUCCUUUUAGUCUUUAUAGUGUUCAGCCUUCAGCCAAAGUAUUGUGGGUAUCAUGCAGAGCCAAACAUUUUAAAAGUGCAAUUAAGCAAAUAUUUUUAACCUUGAACAAAUUCCAAAUAACACAACACAUUUUCCUUUAAAUUGUUAGUGAGAUAAAGAAGUAUUUUGGUGCAUUUUCAGCAUUUUAUACUAUUUAUUUGUUCUGUGUUGAACGUUACUUGGAUCCUGAAGUGUAGUGGACAUAGAAACUGUAAGAGGGAAACAUUACUCACGUUGGCAGCUCACUAACAGAAGGUGUGUGCUGCUGUAAUGGCAGCUGUAACAACCAGUCCUACACUAGUAGCCCUGCACUGGAAUCUACUGCCUGACUGAUGAGUCUCCCUCUUCACACUCCACACGUCCAUGGACUGUUCUCAUGAUACACAGAUAGAGUGUGUGUGUGUGUGACACGCUUUCUGGUGUGUCUGCAGCUGUAUUUGAUUUUUGCUGUUGGCACCCAGCGGCAAGCCAAGGCCACAAUCUGUGUGUUAUGACUCUACUUUGUGGUUUAAUUGACAAGAAUUGCAAGUCUUCCACAGGGUGUGUGAAAACCAUGAAGAACUGUGGCCAUGCUGCAAUGCUUUGCACUGUACCUCAGUCACAACAUCUUUUGUAUACUCCAAAGAACAAGUCAGACUUCAGGUCAAAAUAUGUAACUUAAUUAACAGUGUUACUACAUAUUUGUGGCAUUCUCUAGUGUCCCAUCGUCUGCUGAUUCUUUGAUGUCUUUUUGCUCUUCCAAAUGGUCUCAAAGAACCAGUCAUAAGCAUGGUCGAUAAGCAAUGGUUAAAUCAACAUGCUGAGCAGGAAUAUUACAGUAGACUGUAUUUUACCUUCAUUUAUUGAACACAUUUAGUGUUAACACUCAACUAAACAGGAAAAGACUUGAAUGUGCAGGAAACGUAUGAAUGAAAAGUCAACCAAGUGAGACUUGGUUUAGUUUUACAGAAGAGAUUUAAAUCUCAAGGGACUUCCUGGUUAAAUAAAGGUUAAAAUAAAGUGCUAAAAAAAACUUUUACUUACUUUUAGGGACUUUAUAAAAGUUAUUGCCAUCCAGAGGGCUCUAAAUCUUACGUUCCACAUUAUAAAUAUUUUCUUUCUCCUUGAAUUAAAAGAAAUCUGUAACAAUAUCCCAAUAUCUGAAAAAUAAUAUUGAACGAUAUUGAAUUGGUACAACUUGUUAAAUUGUGUACCGCAAUUUAAACCUUAAUAUCUUCAUGUAACUAUGCUAUAGCCACCAACACACACAUUUGAAGUGGAAGUGCACAAAAUAUUAAAUACUCCAGUCAAGAGAGUGACUGGAAUGUUUAAUAUUUUGUGACCACCCACUGCCCUCCCAGAAACGAAUACUUUAGCCAAAAGAAAACGUAUCCUCCUCUUUUCGUACCCCCAAAUCAAUUCUCAGACGGUGCCUUUAGAUUAGAAUAUUUAGUUUCCCUUUCAUUGCAUGUUUAGUCAUUCCUAGACAAGCCAUCUAAAGUAGAAAACAAACUUUGAAAUGUCUUCAUUCACCCAAAAAUGCCCCAUUAAACAGAGGACAGUUUAUGUAAUGCUUGCCAUUACAGAAACAUUAACACCUUAUUUAUCCAUUCCAGCCUUCCAAAAUGCACAAAUAUUUUAUUUAGAAGUUCUGUUUAUAACCCAAACACUAAUCUACCAAUAUAGUCUCAUGGAAAGUUGUGGCUCUUUCACCCGUUUCUUGAUAGUUCCGUCUUCCAAAAGCACUGCAGGCUAAAACACAGCAGCAGCAGCAGCUGAUCAGUAGUCUGCGCAGGUUUCUUUUUUCCUCCCCUAGCCAUGAUUUAAUUAAGUAAUAAAGCCACUGUACCUGCUUAUGAAGUCUCUCAGUCACCUUUUUAACUUAGCAGCCAAUUUGUGUCCAUCUCUUCAUCAAUACCUGUCUGUCUUUAGUUUCUCUUCAGUAAACAUCUCGUUUAAAUUACACACUGCAGUGCAAGCUAGCUGCUUCCCCCGUUUCCAGUCUUUAUGCUAAGCUAAGCUAACCGCCUGCUAGCUGGAGCUUCAUAUUCACUGUACAAACAUGAGAGUGGUAUCAGUCUUCUCAUGUAUCUUUCAGCAAUAUAUUACAUUAUCAGUCUUUACAGGCAUUAUAAGGUCACAGGCCAAAGGAGAAUCAAACUUAAUCUAAAAGUAGAAGCACUUCCUUCUGUUUUUUGUGUCAGUUUAUGUCAUGUAUAUGUGUAUGUGUACAUAUGAAAACAACAAACAUUCACAAGGAAUGUUGGAAUAUCUCGGCAUUAUGUGUUGAUGGAUGCGGCUCACUUUGCCACAUCAUGUAUAAGUCUAUGCAUCCAUUAAAGCCUCUCUCCUGGUGCUGUAAUACAUGCCAAAUAUUUUUGGGAUUGGUCACAAUGACAUUUAUCGAGGGUUGCUGAUACACUUUUCUGAUGUCCAGCUAAUACUGCAGGCUGUCAGCUUUGUUGUUCUGUGACCUUCCAUUGUGGGUAUGCAAUGUGGGUAUACAUGCAUUCUUCAAUUCCAGUUAUCUUACAUUACAUCACCAUAUUGUAAGAUGUAUGUGGCUUAUCGUCUGCACCCUGCAUACCACAGCUGGAUUGCAGUUGCAUUAUUUUUGUAUUCUAUAUGCUCUUAUCACCAGAUGUGUAUCUUUAUAUUGUCUCUCUCAGCAGAGGCUCAGAACUACACCUUUGCUGGAUUUAAUUUAACAUUUGGGCUCCCUGUAGCCUUUUCUGCUGAAGGGCAGUAGGACAGAUUAGCAAACCUGGUUUGAAGAGGUUGUGAUAAUACCUUUAUCACAUUAUGGUAAACGUACUGUUGCCUUACCACUACAACUCUGAUAAGAAAUAGAUGGUUUGUCAUUUCUGUGGAGGGAAAUUACAUUACUUUUACCAGAUUUUAUAUAUAUAUGUGUAUCAUAAAACCAUUUAUUAUCAGUUGCAACAAGAAACAGAAGCCUUAAAAGGUCCAGUGUGUUACAGUUAGGUGGAUCUAUUUUCAGGAACAGAAUAUAAUACUAUAACUAACUUCAUUAGUGUGUAAUCACCUGGAAAUAAGAAUAGUUUUUGUUACCAUAGUUUUUAUCUACAGACGUUACGUAACAUCUACAGAUGUUAAACUGCUAUGUUUCUACAGUAGCCCAGAAUGGUCAAAUACAGAUGUUCACAGGUGUUCAGUUAGUUGCAGUUUGAAACUUCACCACUAGAUGCCACCAAAUCCCACACACUGGUCCUUUAAAAGGAUUCGCAUGAAUUUGAGUUACUGUUUUAAUGUUCACUGAUGUUUCUUCAGGUAAUGUAUUUACCCUUGUUCUGCAAAACCAAAAGCAAUUGUUGCCUUUAAAGUAUUUUACCUGAACAAACAACUCAUUAUUAGUCAUUAUAAUCUACCAGGCUACCAGAAGAUAUAAAGGUCUGUGAUAAUAUACACUAGUGACAUACUAAAAUCAAAAAUCCAAUCCAAAAUGUUACGGUCUUGAAAUUGUAUGUAUGUGAAAUAUGUAUCAUGUUAUUUUCUCAAAUAUAAACUAUUUAUAUUUCA
Molecule: messenger RNA, 4530 nt
Organism: Morone saxatilis (striped sea-bass)
Lineage: Eukaryota; Metazoa; Chordata; Actinopteri; Moronidae
Product: solute carrier family 66 member 2
Exons: 5
Coding region: 176-910 (244 amino acids)
Biological process (GO): phospholipid translocation; retrograde transport, endosome to Golgi
Cellular component (GO): endosome; trans-Golgi network
Source: RefSeq, a predicted model, not a curated record